AUGGCCAAGGUUCAAGCAAUUGAAGAAGAGACUCUCCCAUUCUACCAUCAAAAGCAUUACUACCCCGUCAAAAUCGGGCAGGUUUUUAAUAGUCGAUAUCGAGUAAUUGCGAAACUUGGUUAUGGAGCUUACUCUACUGUUUGGCUGGCGUGGGAUGAGAGUGCGAAAGAAUAUACCUCACUGAAGGUCUCUAUACAGCUUGAAGAUAAUGCCCAGAUCUCUCCCAUACUUAAUGAAGUCAGCAUGCUCCAACGCUUACAGUCAUUCGCCGAUAAGGAUCACCCUGGCCUGGACUUUACGCGCCUUUCAUAUGACAUCUUUCAGCUUGUUAGUCGGUCUGGUUGCCAUUACUGCAUCGCGUCUAAACCUCAAGGAAACAGUGUUCGCACAUUGCAGGAGACAUUUCCGAACAGAAGGUUACCGAAACUCCUGGUGAAAUCCUUAAUACACCGUCUGUAUUUCUCAGUGAAUUGGCUCCAUGCAACCUGCGGCGUUGCACAUACUGACAUCUUACCCCAGAACGUGUUGAUGCAAAUUGAAGAUGACACCAGCCUUAAAGAUGUUGAGGACCAGGAGUUCCAGGACCCAAGUGUUCCAAUUACCAGAAAUAAUGGGGAUGUGACUACUAUUGUCUAUAGGUCUCGACCUACCAUGCUAGAACUCUCCGGUCACCCUAUUCUUACAGAUUUCGGUCAAAUGCGAUUGGUUGAAGGAUGUGUAAAUCAGGAUUGGUGGAUGCCGGAUCUAUAUCGCGCUCCAGAAGUACUAUUGCAGCUCCCCUGGGGUUUCCCAGUUGAUAUAUGGUCGAUUGGUGUCAUGACACUGGAGCUCCUCGAGGGAAAAAACCUCUUUGAUCCAAUAGAUCAUGUCCAUUGUCAGUAUGUACUCCCAUUGGCUUUGGCACAAUACAUUGGAUAUCUCGGACCUCCCCCACUGGAUAUCGUCCGGCAGAGUCCACUUUUCGAAACCUACUUUGAUGCAGAUGGUAAGGCCUGA
Histoplasma capsulatum G186AR is the source of this 996-nucleotide messenger RNA. RefSeq names its product protein kinase. Gene Ontology annotation, biological process: regulation of mRNA processing; protein phosphorylation; spliceosomal complex assembly. The transcript has 4 exons. The record is from RefSeq and is a predicted model, not a curated record. Gene Ontology annotation, molecular function: ATP binding; protein kinase activity. The coding region runs from base 1 to 996 and encodes 331 amino acids. Lineage: Eukaryota; Fungi; Ascomycota; Eurotiomycetes; Onygenales; Ajellomycetaceae.